GCGUUUCGCCGCGUAAGUGGUGAAUUGCCGGCGGCAUCCCUGGUCCUAUAAAAGGCCUCCUCGUAGCUACAAAUCUCAGUUUUAUAUAUAAAAUUACAUAUACAUGCAUAUCGCUCCUAAAAUCACCGUUAAAUAAACCAUUCACCUAACACAUACAUAUAUCUAUGGCUGCGGCUAGCAGUUCCAAACCACCCAUCUCUGUUCGAUUAUGGCAGCCACCGGAAACAUGGUCGUCAUCAGUGUCACGUGUCCCCACGUGCUACCGCUUCUGGAAUCCGGGUUCAACAACGGGCAGCAGGUUGGGGUUGGGGUACAUGCUGGAGAAGAGGAAAAAGAAGGCAGAGUGGUUUGUGAGAGGGUGCGGUUGUGGAGAGGGAAGAAGAAGAGAGGAGAAAGAAGAAGAAGUAGGAGACGAACAGUUCGUGAAGGUUCUCCGUGAAGCACAGCCUUACAUAUCUGUUCAUAGGGACAGCGUCUUCGUUCUUGUCAUUUCCGCAGAAAUUGUUGAUAGUCCAUACUUGGACCCCAUUCUCAAGGAUAUAGCUUUUCUUCAUCACCUUGGAAUCCGGUUUGUUCUUGUACCAGGGACCCAUGCUCAAAUUGAUCAGCUUUUGUAUGAGAGAGGGAGUGAGCCUAAGUACGUUGGUAGGUAUAGAAUAACUGAUGAUGAAUCUCUAGCUGCUGCAAUGGAGGCGGCUGGGAAAAUAAGGCUGCUGUUAGAAGCAAAGCUUUCACCUGGACCCGCCAUCUGCAAUAUCCGCAGGCAUGGUGACAAUAGUCGUUGGCACGAAGUUGGUGUCAGUGUUGCCAGUGGUAACUUUCUUGCAGCCAAGAGAAGAGGGGUUGUCAAUGGAAUUGAUUUUGGGGCAACCGGGGAAGUUAAAAAGGUAGAUGCAUCUCGAAUGCGUGAGAGGCUUGAUGGUGGUUGUGUUGUUAUUUUAAGCAACUUGGGCUACUCCAGCUCUGGAGAAGUACUAAAUUGCAACACCUACGAAGUUGCAACAGCUUGUGCCUUGGCUAUUGGAGCAGACAAGCUAAUAUGCAUUAUAGAUGGUCCAAUACUCGAUGAGAGUGGACGCCUAAUUCGUUUCUUGCCUGUUCAAGAAGCAGACAUGUUAAUUCGUAAACGGGCAGAGCAAAGUGAAAUAGCUGCUAACUAUGUGAAAGCUGUUGACGUUGAAGGUUUCAACUCUUUCGAGCAUAGCAAUAUUAAUGGGACAGCCCAAUCUUCAACCAAUGGCAAACCUUUUACUGGGUUGAAUAAUGCAACCUUUCAUAAUGGUGUUGGUUUUGACAAUGGAAAUGGUCUAGGGUUUGGGGAGCAAGGUUUUGCUAUUGGAGGUCAAGAGCGACUUAGUCGAAUGAAUGGUUACCUGUCAGAAUUGGCUGCUGCAGCUUUUGUUUGCAGAGGUGGUGUUCAAAGAGUUCACUUGUUGGAUGGCACUAUUGGUGGAGUUUUGUUGUUGGAAUUGUUUAAAAGAGAUGGCAUGGGAACAAUGGUAGCUAGUUGCAAUAUACUAUCUGCAUCAGCGCGGCAGAUUAUUCGUGAUGUUUUACUUGAAAGACGUUUUUCAUUUUCCUAUCCGUCAUUUACAAUUUGCAGUGACCUAUACGAAGGCACUCGGAUGGCACAGAUAACGGAUCUUGCUGGAAUAAAACAAAUCAUUCAGCCUUUGGAGGCAUCUGGCAUAUUAGUGAAGCGGACUGAUGAAGAGCUACUAAAAGCGCUGGAUUCCUUCGUUGUCGUUGAAAGAGAAGGUCAAAUAAUUGCUUGUGCUGCACUUUUUCCUUACUUUGAGGAGAAGUGUGGCGAGGUUGCAGCUAUUGCAGUAUCUCCUGAUUGUCGAGGCCAAGGACAAGGAGACAAAGUGCUUGAUUAUAUCGAGAAGAAAGCAUCAUCGCUUGGAUUGAAUAAGCUUUUCCUACUUACUACUCGGACGGCAGAUUGGUUUGUGAGGCGUGGAUUUUCAGAGUGUUCAAUCGAUGCUAUUCCCGAAAGGCGAAGGAAAAUGAUCAAUCUGUCUCGCAAUUCCAAGUAUUAUAUGAAGAAGCUUCUACCAAAUACAAGCGGAAUAACUGUAGGAAAAAUUACUGCAAAUUAGCCCACUUUCUUUUCCUGCAAGAUGUUAGGCACUUACUAGAUAAUAAUAAUUAGUAAUAAUCUAUAUCGUAUGGUAGAUGGAAAUUCAGUAUAUGUAACAGGUCUUCUCCAUGUAUCCCUUAGUUUUCCAUUGAUAUUCACUGUUAGUAUUUAAUAUUUAAUUAUUUAUAUUCAAUAACCCUAAUUUAGCCUUAAAUCCCGUAUUACCCA
Messenger RNA from Arachis stenosperma, 2311 nucleotides. RefSeq names its product probable amino-acid acetyltransferase NAGS2, chloroplastic. The coding region runs from base 165 to 2102 and encodes 645 amino acids. Gene Ontology annotation, molecular function: L-glutamate N-acetyltransferase activity, acting on acetyl-CoA as donor. Gene Ontology annotation, cellular component: cytoplasm. Gene Ontology annotation, biological process: L-arginine biosynthetic process. The transcript has 10 exons. NCBI's taxonomy places the organism in Eukaryota, Viridiplantae, Streptophyta, Magnoliopsida, Fabales, Fabaceae. The record is from RefSeq and is a predicted model, not a curated record.